GCGGCGAGUCGCGCACCUCCUGUCCUCCGCUGAAGUCCUCGCUCCUGUCUGCCGGAACACAUUGAAAAAAGGAGGCGAAACAAACUCAAGAAAAGACGAACUUCUCCUCCAGAGACGAAGCAGAAGGAUUUCACAGCAGAAACCCCGGGACCAGAGCCCCUCUUUCUGCGGGCAAAGGCGGCUGAACUUUUCGUUUUCUUUUUUUUUUUUUUUAAACUGCAACCACACAAAAAUGAAUCGGAGCUUUAAUAAGUCUCAACCUCUGCGAACUGCGGAUUGUAACGCCGUUGAGGUGAAAAGCAAGUAUGGGGCAGAAUUUCGCCGGUUCUCUGUGGACAGGGUCAAGCCCGGCAAGUUUGAGGAGUUUUACAAGCUCAUUCUGCACAUUCACCGCAUCGCCAACAUGGAGGUGAUGAUCGGCUAUGCCGACAUCCACGGUGAUUUGCUGCCGAUCAACAAUGAUGACAACUUCUGCAAGGCAGUGUCGACAGCUCAUCCACUGCUCAGGAUCUUCAUACAGAGACAAGAAGAGGUCGACUAUGCUAACUUCGGCACCAACACAAUAACUCGUAAGAAGAAGGCGGUGGUCGCGCUGCGCAAUAAUGACGUCAACCGCAAGCGGCCACACAUCCGCAUCGGCAUGCCCCAGGACUUCCGGCCAGUCUCCUCUAUCAUUGAUGUGGACAUCCUACCUGAAUCCCACCGCCGUGUCCGACUGUAUCGCCAUGGCUCAGACAAACCCCUGGGCUUUUACAUCCGCGACGGAACCAGCGUGCGGGUGACGCCACACGGGCUUGAGAAAGUCCCCGGCAUCUUCAUAUCUCGGCUGGUUCCUGGAGGGUUGGCGGAGAGCACCGGGCUGCUGGCGGUCAACGAUGAGGUGCUGGAGGUGAACGGCAUUGAGGUGACGGGAAAGUCCUUAGAUCAGGUAACGGAUAUGAUGAUCGCCAACAGCCACAACCUGAUCGUGACAGUGAAGCCAGUGAACCAGCGCAAUAACGUGGUCCGCAGCAGCAGGAUCUCGGGGAGCUCAGGCCAGUCGUCUGACAGCAGCGGGUCGACUGGUUACCCGAGUUUGUCAGUGGCCUCAGUGGGGGUGAUGUCCUCUGGAGCACAUGGUUACCAAGACGACCUGGAGAGUGACGAAGAGACAGACAUCGUCAUUGAGAGCAGCCUCAAGCGGCCGUCUCAGAGGUCCAAUGCCUCCCUGGCGUCCAGCGCGUCUCGCACACAUCAGACGCCAACAACGGCCUCAGGCCCAGUGGCACCUCCAAGCCCUCCCACACGUCCAUCAUCGGUGGUCUCCACUGCCUCCUUCCACUCCCAGCCGAGCCUCAACGGAGGGUCCCAUCACCACCAACACAGCAGCCUCAGCUACCAGCUCCACAGAGACCUGAACCUUCAGCACAACCCGCACCAACAGUCCCAGCACCGUCAUCACCACGUACAGCCCCCGCAUCACAGCAGCAACCCAGCCCUCCGCCACAGCAAUGGCAGCCUGCACAAAAUCCUCAGCUCCAUGAAAACGGACCCACGACACAGUCUUGCACUGCCCAGGGGAGGGGUGGAGGAGGACGGCACCGUCAUUACCCUAUAAUACUUACAAACACACACACACAGAAACAUCCUGAAUGCUCAGAGACUAAAACUGGAACACCAGGCCGGAUAAAUAUGAGCACGAGUGUGUUUGGCCAGAUACUAAUUCUGAAACUUAUAAUUGAUAACAGGAAGUUACAAUCCAGGAAACAAGGAAAAUGUAUUGUAUAUAUUUCCUGUAUUUUUUAAGUUGUCUUUGUCUUACAUCAAAAGAUUUGUACGUAUGUAUGUAAUAAGCAUCAGAACAAACUGUUUUUAGGCGAGUCCACUGUAUCCUAGAGUUCUGAAUGUGCCUACAGCCUAAUAUCUUUUGUUAGUGACCACUUUUAUUAAGAUCCUUUUCAUUCUUAUUACCGGGACCAACUUGGGGUUGCUUAUGGAUGUUUUUAAAGAGUAAAUCUAUAUUUCUUAUAUUCUGAUAAAUGCUGUGUAGAGUAUGAUUUUUUUUUAAUAGUUCUUUUAUGCAUUGAUGAUUGUGAUCAAAUCCUUGUAUCUGUACCAAUAAAUUAUUCUGUCUCACAA
Molecule: messenger RNA, 2118 nt
Organism: Chelmon rostratus (copperband butterflyfish)
Lineage: Eukaryota; Metazoa; Chordata; Actinopteri; Chaetodontiformes; Chaetodontidae
Gene: pard6gb
Product: par-6 family cell polarity regulator gamma b
Exons: 3
Coding region: 233-1597 (454 amino acids)
Biological process (GO): centrosome cycle; regulation of cellular localization; establishment or maintenance of cell polarity
Cellular component (GO): cell cortex; apical plasma membrane; nucleus
Molecular function (GO): protein kinase C binding
Source: RefSeq, a predicted model, not a curated record